Messenger RNA from Guillardia theta CCMP2712, 618 nucleotides. RefSeq lists its product as hypothetical. Bases 1 to 618 code for a protein of 205 amino acids. The transcript is spliced from 6 exons. Lineage: Eukaryota; Cryptophyceae; Pyrenomonadales; Geminigeraceae. The record is from RefSeq and is a predicted model, not a curated record.
AUGGAGACUGUGAGCUUGGCAUUCACGAACAAUAAUUCUUCGUCUGCUCUGAUCAGCAGCAAGCAGAACAGCCUGGACGAUUGGGAGGAAACGCUCUCGUCGAGGAGAAACUGGGAUUCCGAAAACCAGAACACGUUUCUGAACUGCGACCACUGUCCCAUCUACGAUGAGAUGUUGCUAUCCCAAGAUUCGAAGCUACGAGUCACUCGAGUUGAAGGAGAACUCCGCGGUUCUCACAGCAUGCACGAGGGCUUAUCAGCGACGCCUCUCAACUCCUGCAUCCUCCCUGUCGUUCGUCCGCUGGAGGACAUGGUUGAGUCCGUGCUGAAGAAGAUAAGCGAGUGGAUGCUUGGGCCAGUUGCUGUCUACGAGAUUGACGAGCUGACUGGACAAGUCAAGAUCGCCAACGCCCGGUCAUCUUUCCUCGAGUCCGAAAACGACAUGUCACGAGCUGAGAAAUUCAUCCGACCGAUUUACAACUCGGCGAAAUCCGCGUACCGGAGGAUGAAGAGCUCUUCCCAGCCGCUCAUCGAUACCGCCAAGAUAGCUCUCAAGUCAUUCAGGGGAAAAUCCUCCACAGCUGGGGAUCUGCUGGUGGACAAUCGUGUGUCAGAGUGA